Messenger RNA from Populus euphratica (Euphrates poplar), 997 nucleotides. RefSeq lists its product as uncharacterized. The record is from RefSeq and is a predicted model, not a curated record. Lineage: Eukaryota; Viridiplantae; Streptophyta; Magnoliopsida; Malpighiales; Salicaceae. Bases 169 to 837 code for a protein of 222 amino acids. The transcript is spliced from 5 exons.
UUUUAAUAUAAAACCCAUCAAACACCGUAUCAAAUGCAAUUUCAUAUUGCAUCUGCCUCUGCUGGUAUCAGUAUGCUAUAUAUAUGCCUCUCUUUUAAUUAUAGCUCGAUUUUUUGAACAUUAGGUAUAAAGCCAGCUUAUGUACCAAUCUUCCCCUUGAUUGAUUCAAUGUGGCCAUCGGAACUAGCAACUACGUCAACCGCUAAUGAAAUUGGCGGUAGCUAUGAAAUAAACACAGCACCGUCGAUGAUUCAGCCACCAAUAGAGCAGUACAUGUCAUUUCUAUCAGGAUGUCUUGAUUCUCCUACCAUACCCGAUUCGAAGCUGAAAAGAAAAGCUCCUGAUGAUGUAAAUAGGGAUCAAGAGAGGAAGAAAGCGGCAGACAGGGCCUAUCGGCUACGGUGCAAGUUUAAGAAAAUCAAGAAUGAGGAAGACUUGUGUGCGCUUACCGAAGAAAAUAAUAGAUUAGAUAGAGAGAACAAGCACUUAAAAAAUGAAGAAGUUCGGCUGAAAGAGGUUGUGCAAACUCAAAACGAACUCAUGAAACAACUUCAAGGUAACUUUUGCCUAUUGAAGUCCCAGCUUGACAAGCAAAACAUCGUUGUGGAGGUGCUUUCAAAGCAGCUGGCUAUGUGCAGAGAUAUAGAUCGACAACUUGAGAUUGAACGACUGAAAUGUGAAAAUGAUCUGCUGACUAAGAGAAUCAACAAUCGGGACAGCUUGAACAUAAUACAACUCGAGGCAAAAAAUACAAAAUUGGAACAAGAAAAAAGGUCAUUCCAGUUGAUAAUUGAUGCUUUGUGUUUGAAGAUAAAUAAGGACAGCAACAUGAACUGAAAGAAGCGUGCUAAGGUUAUAUUAAUGAUGUCAAUGAAUGCUGGAAAUUGUAAGGUUCAAAAACUUCUAUUUUUAAGAACAUGUUUUUUGCCAUGAUUUUUGUAAUAUACCUUUGUUUAUCUUAUUUAUAUUUGUAUGCUCUUAAUUAUUUUGAUUUUUU